ACGAAGGUGAAUGGGUGAUAGUUUUCGUAUCGUGUUUUGAGAAUACUUUUACUUAAUUUACGAAUUUCUGUAAAUUUUGUGAUAAAAUAAUUGAAUAAGGCCGUGUUCUUUCUAUAAUAAUGAUCUAUAAUGAAAAUUACUAAUUUGGCGUAGUGUGUUUACUUGAAAUGCUAAAACCAAAAUUACGUGGGUGUAAACUGUUUUCAAAAUGCAGAACAAAGUGGCAAUAUUAAUAUUUACUUUAUCCUUUUUCCUAAAUGCUUCUGCUGUACACAUAAAAGGGGAAUUCUCUACCAAUGAAUUCUUCAAGUUCCUUGCUAAGUUUGGUUUCCAAAAGACUGACAUUCACUACCAAAAAGAAACAUAUGGAUACAUUUUUGGUAACUUGACUUCAAACCAAGAAUUCAAGUAUCCUGUAACAUUUGCCGUGUUAGAUAGAAGGCAUUUCAUACACUACUACAAGAGCCGAUUAAUAGAAGAUAAAGAAUUAGCAUGUCAAGUCAUGUUUCAAAAUCUUAAUAGCACAGCCUACCAUCCAAAGUGCAAUGUGUAUGGACAGGAUCUCUUUAGGAGGAUACCAUGUGCAAAAGGAGAACUAUGCAUUGAUGAGGACACACCAUGGAAUGUGGUGAAGAAAAACCAGUUUACUUAUGUCAUACAGAACACAGGCCAGCCAAGAUUUUGGUAUGUCUCCAUGGUGGCAUGCUACUUGGAUGAGGAGACAUGCUCGUGGCAUCACUACAAAGGAGAUAUUUCAAACAAAUCCCUAAUGAACCAAGAACAAUCAAUACAAUAUGAUUUUUGGCUAGUCAAUGGAAGUCCAAACAUUUCAUUUUACAAUGCCCUGUCUUACCAGUUCUCAUUUGAUCAUCAAAGCACUCUGGAGAUUUAUCUGGUAUUCUGGCAAUGCUACAUUAUUCUGUUGCCGCUACAAAUCUAUGCUGCAAGAACACAGCAACACCCAGUAACAAGACUGUUCACUUCAAGUCUGGUGCUAGAGUUCCUGGCUCUGUGCUUCAAUGUCAUCCACACAAUCAAGUUUGCCAUUGACGGAGUUGGCUUUGAGGGACUGGCUGUCGCCGGGGACAUACUUGACAUUAUGAGUAGAACGCUGUUCAUGCUGCUACUGCUACUCCUGGCCAAGGGCUGGGCGGUGACGCGGCUGGAGCUCACGUGGAAGCCGCUGGUGUUCGGCGUGUGGCUCGCGUACGGGGUCGUGCACACGCUGCUCUACGUGUGGAACACUACGGAAGUGGACAUAAUAGAAGAGAUAGACGAAUACCAGACCUGGCCGGGCUGGCUCAUCCUCGUCCUGCGCGUCUUGAUCAUGGCGUGGUUUGUCCUGGAGCUUCGUAACACUAUGAUCUACGAACACAAUAUGGCCAAACUGAAUUUCCUCCUGCACUUCGGGGCUUCGAGCUUGGUCUGGUUCGUGUAUUUGCCGAUCAUUGCUCUGAUCGCGCUGCAGAUCAGCCCGCUGUGGAGAUUCAAGUUUUUGUUGGGUAUAACGUACUCUGCGGACUGCCUCGCGUUCUGCGUGAUGGCGCACCUGCUGUGGCCAACGCGCUCCGAGCAGUACCUGCUGCUAGCGCCCUCUAACUAUACAGCCGGUAUAGAAGAAUUGGACGAACUCAACGAGUCUCCUCACGCAGUGCACAGCGACACGGCGCCGCUGACAGGCGCUGACAGCAUCAACGCUGACGAUGAAGAUGUCAUCUUCACAAGGGCCAGCAAGAACGGACAUGUCUACUCAUAGCCAGAGGACGAGUGUAACUAGUGACGGUGUGGAUUUGGAUUUUGUCACAGGUUCCUAAGAACGGAAAAGUGGAUUUUGUCACGGUUGAGUUGGAACUGUUAUCUUUUGUAAAACGAUAUCAAUGCUGACGACGAAGAUGUCGUCUUCAUCAGACAGAUCAAGAACAUAGUCUAUUCAUAGCCUGAGGACGAGUGUAAUUAGUGACAAAGUGGAUUUGUGUUUAGUCAGUUUCAUAGGAAC
Messenger RNA from Plutella xylostella (diamondback moth), 1996 nucleotides. Its product is annotated as transmembrane protein 145. Gene Ontology annotation, biological process: G protein-coupled receptor signaling pathway; response to pheromone. The record is from RefSeq and is a predicted model, not a curated record. Lineage: Eukaryota; Metazoa; Arthropoda; Insecta; Lepidoptera; Plutellidae.